UGACCCCUCCGCCUUCCCGUAGUUGCCCGGUCCCCGCUAAGGCAGAGGUGCCAGCCGGACUAUGGUACCGCGGACCCUCUGGCUCCGGACUCUCCGUUCCGCCCGCCUUGUCGCAGGCGCAGCCGCGCCGCUUAGUCCUCGGAGCCCCCUCGGCCCGCGGGCGCCUCCUGCGGAGAGGCGGGGGCCGCGUGGUGCCUGGGUCGCCAUGGCAGCUCGAGAGCGUUCGCCUCCCCGCAGGGCGGGAGCCCAUGAGCUGGAGGCGGAGGCCCCGUGCGAAGCCGGAGAGAACGGGCAGCCUCUCUCGACAAGCAGCCAGCUCUUGCAGCAGACCGAUGGAAGGCAAAUUGUGGAGCGGAAGAAAAAGCAAAGAAAAAAACGAAAAGAGGAAUCCCGCCGUCUUGAUGAUUCUGUAUGUUGCUUGAUGAUGGAAAUGCCAUUUGCCAAAGCAGAUAUUGAAGAUGAAUUUAGCAAUAAAAGCGCAGCUAAACCAUAUGUUAAAAAGACGAGAAAGAGAACUACUGGGAGGGAAAGUGAGGAAGACAAUCUAAUAAAGAAGAAAAAGAAAAAUCAAGAUAAACCAAAUUACUUCAUCUCAGUUCCAAUCACAAAUCCAAAGAUCACAGACACUAUUCAGCUGCUCCAGGAUAAAAUAAUACAAAAGGAUAGCAGGCUUUCUAAAGCAAUGGUUCAUUGUGGUUCUUUGCAUAUCACCCUCUCUGUUCUACAUUUGGCCAGUGAAGAAGCAGUUGACAAUGCAGUUGGUGCUUUCAUGGCGAGUAAAGAUUUAAUUGAAGAACUACUGCAAGGAAAGCCAUUGGAUCUGUCUUUUCAAGGAACCGAUCACUUUAGACAUCAAGUUGGAUUUGUGAAGUUGACUGACAGUGAUCAUGCAACCACUCUUUUAAAGAUAGCAGAUAUUGUGAGGAAGAUAUUUAAAGAAAAGGGCAUCGUCACAGGAGAUGAUAAAGCUUUUAAGCCUCACUUGACCUUCAUGAAGCUGUCAAAAUCGCCAAAACUACGAAAACAGGGAGUGAAAAGAAUUGACCCAACCUUAUUUGAGAAUUUCAAAAACCAUCAUUUUGGAGAUGAAUCCAUGAAGCGUCUAGAUCUUUGCUCAAUGUUGAAAAAGAAGCAGCCUAAUGGCUACUAUCACUGUGAGUCCUCUAUCAUAGUAGGGAAGAGCCAGGAAUCAGAUGUAAUAAAGGAAGCCUUGCACAGAGAACUGUUGGCCCUGUUGUCCAAACUGAAUCAGAUAAAGGCGCUUUUGUCAAGUCCAGAGAUUCGUAUGAAAAUGCACAAGGAACUGCUUGGAAAAGGACUUGUCAGUGGCAGCAUCUGGGACAGUUUCACCAAUCCUGCACCUUCAGUCUCUUAACUAUAAAUUACUGUUUUGUGAAACCCUACAACUUCAUUUUUUAAAUGAAUGGUAUUUGUUUACCAAAUUUGUGUUGUUUUGUUUGAGAGGUGGGGCAGCAGUUUGUAUGAAGAGUAUAUGCUGCAGCAACACGUGUUUCUAGAAUACAUAUAUUUCAGUGUGAGAGAGAAAUUCUAAGUGAUCCUACGAUUUAUGUGAUCCCAAGAGGAGGGGGAAUCUAUUCUAAGCAUUGUUUUUCUUCAGUAACAGUGUACAUAAUUGACAUCCUAAUUUUUACAAUUUGUUCUAGCAUAUAUACAAGUGAAUGGAAAUCCAGCACAAUGUCCCAGCAUUGCUUGGGCAAUGUCAUGGUUUGUGACAUGUUUAGGCCCAUCCUUACCCACCUACUGCUGGCACAGCAAGUCAGUGGGUGAGUACAUAUGCAUAUGUGGCAACUUCUUUUACUAGCCAUGCUUCAGCAUUUUAGUACAAAUUUGGAAGUGCGGGAAGUAGUACCUGGAUUAUUACUUUUGCAGGAAAGAAACGAGAGAGGAGCAAAAAAGAAGGUCCCACAUGGAUUGAUUAUUAUAUCCCUUCUUUUCCUCUGAUUGAACUUAAGGUAGAUUACAACUAAAAUAGAAACAGCUAAAACAUUAUUAUUAUUAUUAUUAUUAUUAUUAUUAUUAUUAAUUUGUUAAUUUAGGUUGGUCUUGUGUGUUGGUUCUGCAUAGACAAUACUAUGCAAUUUGCAUCUAUCAGAUACCCGGAAUCAGCAUGUCAGAGGUCUAAAAGAAAGAAAAAAGGAUACAACCCAGCCAAAAUUAAGUACUUUAAUGUUGCCAUCACCAGUUAAAUAUGUUCUUCUGUAGAAAUGAGUAAGAUUCAAAAGUACUUAGCAUCUUAUUAUGCCACAUCUCCAUAUAAGUCUUUGGGUUUAAGCCCGUUAUUCCUUGUUCUUCAAUAGAUCAUUUCAAUAGCCAUAAAGUCACAUUUUAAACCAAACCAACAGAUUUUUAAAAAUGAUUUUAAAUUGUCUAAGGAAAUCAUUUUAUAUUAUACUGCCUUUUAUGUAUGUGUUCUGGCAAUUUGUUUUGGCAAUGUCUACUUUUUUAACAAGCCAGAAUUUGAAAUCAUAUGUAUAGAUAUUGAAAUAUAAUUUCUGCUGUUGUUUACAUGCAAAACAAGAUUGUUUAAACAGUCUCAAUAUUUAUUGUGAAGCAACAAAACAGAAUGAUCUUUUAUCUAAUCA
This is a messenger RNA of Podarcis muralis (Common wall lizard), 2603 nucleotides long. It is a transcript of the gene AKAP7, whose product is annotated as A-kinase anchoring protein 7. Gene Ontology annotation, cellular component: cytosol. The record is from RefSeq and is a predicted model, not a curated record. NCBI's taxonomy places the organism in Eukaryota, Metazoa, Chordata, Lepidosauria, Squamata, Lacertidae. Gene Ontology annotation, molecular function: protein kinase A regulatory subunit binding.